This is a messenger RNA of Arabidopsis thaliana (thale cress), 2528 nucleotides long. RefSeq names its product N-lysine methyltransferase. The record is from RefSeq and is marked reviewed. NCBI's taxonomy places the organism in Eukaryota, Viridiplantae, Streptophyta, Magnoliopsida, Brassicales, Brassicaceae. The coding region runs from base 1386 to 2024 and encodes 212 amino acids. The transcript has 4 exons.
CAAAUAUUCCACCAGUAAGAAUACAGAGAGACAGAGCUAUAAUCCUCUGUGUCACAGUCUAUUAUAAUAAUAUAAUAUACACACAGAGAGAAUAAAAAAACCAGUAUUUGAAAUAGAAGAAGAGUAGCUACCACUCCACUCUUUUCGUCUCUCUCUCUUUUUCUCUCUAUAUACGUCGCCAUUGUUGUUGCAUUCGAAGCUUUUAUAGAAGAAGUAAUCUCUCUUUUUCUCUAUUUCUCUGUAUUACUUUCUCUUUUUUUUUUCGUGAUGGAGAAAAACACACCGGUGAGGAAACCACACAUGUCGACGGCGGAUCUACUCACUUGGCCGGAGAAUCAACCGUUUGAGUCUCCCGCCGCCGUAUCUUCUCGCUCCGCCGCCAGAUCGCACCAGCCGUCGGAUGGAAUAAGCAAAGUCGUAUUUGGAGGACAAGUUACAGAUGAAGAAGUUGAGAGCUUGAACAAGAGGUGAGUGAUAGAGAUCUCACGAUUUUUUUUUUGUAUUCGAAAUUUAGAAAAUAGUAGUAUUAAUCAGGAAGAAAACAAAACGGUACGAUAAUUUAAUAAAUGCGAAACAACAGUAAGUACGAAGAAUCUGUCAAUUUGUUAACAGAUGAUGAUGAUCCUGUCGUUAUUUGGACUGACCCUAUAGAAUGUUUUUUUUUUAGGUAGGAAAGUGUUUGAUUGCCAUAAUUAGUGUCCUUAAUUAUGAAGCAUUUUUGGUAUAUCUUCAAUUUAAUUUCCGUUUUUGAUCUUCUUUGUAUCGUUCACGCUUCUCUAAUUUUGUUUUUUUUUCCUCCUAAUUUAUUCUUUUUUUGGUAACCAAUGAUCCGGUCUAAUUCUGAUUCAAAAACCCAAAAUUUUAGUAUUUUUACCAUUUUUAAUAAUUGUUGCUUGAUUGGUUAGGAAAGUUAUAUAAAUAUUUUGGAACCAUGGGUUAAGUUUUAACCGCAGUUAGUGCUUUCGUUAGUAAAGUUAACAGACGUUAACUUGAAUGUAUGAUUUUACCAAUUUUCUUAAAACGAAGGUUUUAAAAAACACCAAAAUUAAAUGAGGUAUUUUAGUUACAAAUUUAAUAUUACGCUUAUUAAACGGCCAAAAAUAAAUUAGAUGGCGGUUUUUUCCCCAAUUUUUUGUUGUUAGUGUUUUUGGCAAUGAAUUUGAUCGUAGGAAGCCUUGGUUAAUUGAUUCAAUCUCCAAUAAAUCUUUGGUUAUUUCUGGUUUAGAUUGGUUAUUGUACUUGGUUUAAUAUGGGUGUAUUUAAGCUCAUCUUUGUACACAUGUUACAUUCAAUGAAAACGUUACUAUGACAUGUUAUAGAUAGAUUCAUUGUUAAUUUUUUUGGUUGAGUACACAAUUUGUAGGAAGCCUUGUUCAAAUUACAAGAUGAAAGAGAUCACAGGGAGUGGAAUAUUCUCUGUGUAUGAAGAAAAUGAUGAUUCUGAGUUAGCAAGUGCUAAUUCCGCCACAAACGGCAAAUCAAGAACUUUCCAGCAACCACCAGCAGCAAUUAUGAGUCACAUUUCAUUUGGAGAAGAAGAGAUUGUUACACCGAAAAAGCCAGCGACGGUGCCAGAAGUUGCAAAGCAACGUGAGCUUAGUGGUACAUUGGAGUAUCAAUCUGAUGCUAAGCUUAACAAGCAAUUCUCAGAUGCGAAGUGUAAGGAACUAAGUGGUCAUAACAUCUUUGCUCCACCACCUGAGAUCAAACUUCGUCCUACUGUUCGUGCUUUGGCUUAUAAAGACAACUUCGACUUGGGAGAAUCCGAUACCAAACCCGAUGGGGAACUAAAGACGGCCAAGAAGAUUGCGGAUAGGAAGUUUACAGAUUUGUCGGGUAACAACGUGUUCAAAAGCGAUGUUUCGUCUCCCUCUUCCGCCACGGCUGAGAGGCUUCUAAGCACGGCGAAGUUGAAGGAGAUAAGUGGCAAUGACAUAUUUGCUGAUGCGAAGGCUCAGUCUCGUGACUACUUUGGCGGUGUUCGUAAACCACCAGGCGGAGAAAGCAGCAUUGCAUUGGUCUAAACCCCAAUAAUAAUUAUAUAGCUCAAGAUUAAAAUUCUCUACAAAACUUAGAAGGUUCUAACUAUUUAUCUUCAUUAAUAGAUUAUGUACUUUUGGAUGUUUUUAUUUCUAUAUUUUCCGGUUUUGUGUGAUUGAAUGGUUAUGAAUUGAUCUGAGUUUGUUAACCGGAAAGCUAAUCUGGUCUCUUAGGAAUUUGUGGAGUUUGUUUGUUUUUUGUGAGUUCAGACUUUAACUAUGAGUCCAUUGUUUGGGUCUGUCUCUGUAUUUGUUGGGUACUUGAUUGAUUUUGUUGAUUAUUUUGGGGCUAAUCUGUUAUUUAAGAAAAAGAUUGUGGACCGUUUCGACAAAAGCUGUCUUACACGUUUGGUGCAGUGGAUAGGACUGAGAGCAGAUACAUAAGAUUGGGAAGUCUGUUUCUUUUUUGGAAAGGAACCUUUGGCCAUGGUCUGUCCCAAAUGAGAAAUCUAUGUAUAUAAUAUAAUAUUUUGAAAAAUGAGUUGCUUU